Molecule: messenger RNA, 1067 nt
Organism: Hyposmocoma kahamanoa
Lineage: Eukaryota; Metazoa; Arthropoda; Insecta; Lepidoptera; Cosmopterigidae
Gene: SdhD
Product: succinate dehydrogenase [ubiquinone] cytochrome b small subunit, mitochondrial
Exons: 4
Coding region: 107-655 (182 amino acids)
Biological process (GO): tricarboxylic acid cycle; mitochondrial electron transport, succinate to ubiquinone
Cellular component (GO): mitochondrial envelope; membrane
Molecular function (GO): heme binding; ubiquinone binding
Source: RefSeq, a predicted model, not a curated record
UCAGAAUUUUUACUGGUUUCGAAUUUUGGAAAUUGAAUUUCUUGAUCCAAAUACUUUUUUCCAAUUUUGAGUUUAUUGCCAAGUGUUUUGUGAAAAUUACAUUAAUAUGGCAUUAUCAAUGUUCUUGCGCACUCCAGCAUGCGCGAGCCGUUUGAUCUCGCAACAUGUGCGCCGGCUGGCUCUACAGCCUGCGUUGGCGCAGCGCACUCUUACCAACACGCUACCAGCCUCCUGCAUUAGCCUCAAGGAAUCCAAGAAUACCCCAACAUUAAACGCAGUGCGUGAAUUCAAAACCACACCAGUUCAUUGUGCAGCUGAACACGCCCAUGAUCAUUCACGGUUGUGGGUGAUCGAGAGGGCGGUAACGGCAGUGAUGUUAGGCGCCAUCCCUGCUGCGCUGAUCAUGCCCAACAAGAUACUGGAUUCUGUUGUUGCCAUACUCAUCACCGCUCAUAGCUUCUGGGGUCUGGAGGCAGUGGCCGUAGACUACGUGCGGGAGAGCAUUUUCGGCAAGAUUAUACCUAAAAUUGCCAUUGCUUUAGUGUAUCUCAUCCACAUCGCGACUUUGGGCGGAUUAUUCUACAUCAUCAGUCACGACAUAGGCAUCGCUAACACUAUCCGUCAACUCUGGAGCAUCAAAAGUGUGAAAGCGUAAUGUGACAAUGAUAAAUCGUACUCCUGGUAUAACAAAGCCACACGUGACCACACGUUAAAAAGUGUUUUUGUCGUAAAAAUAAUAUCAGCUAUAGUCUGUCAUCUUUAAAGAUGGAGUAAAAUGACAGUUAAUUGCGUAAAAGUGUUGCCCGCUUUCAAGCAGCUAGUGAUUGCAGUCGAUGAAUAUUAUAUCCACUAUCGACUGAAUGUUGGUUACGUUAAUAUGAAAUAAAUAGUCCAAUUCGUUUCAUUUGAAUCAUAAUCAGUGCAUGACUCAAAAUUGAUUUCGAUCAAUUCAAAAUUCAAAAGUCAAAUUAAGAAUAAAGAAUACAAUAACGCAAUGAGUAAUCAUUAGAACGUCGUAACAUUCUACUUUCACAAUCUAUCGAUACAAUUGUCGACAACAACUACAU